AUGGCACCAAAUCAUAAACUCAACCCUCUCACCUCUUCCUACUUUAUCCGAAAAGGAGGUUUUCAACUCGCCAUCUUUGGCGCUGCUGCUUUUGGUUCCUUGUUGGUUGGAACUACCUAUUCUUCACAACAAGGAAAAUCCUUCACGGAUGCUCGUGUGAAUCAAGACUCGACUAAUUUCCAUCAAAAACAUUGUGCAAGACCAGGAGACCAAAAGGAUUAUUUGUUUAUUGAUUAUUCACCCAAUGUUUAUCACAUGGUGUCUAAGAAGGAAUAA
Molecule: messenger RNA, 276 nt
Organism: Naegleria lovaniensis
Lineage: Eukaryota; Heterolobosea; Eutetramitea; Acrasida; Naegleriidae
Exons: 1
Coding region: 1-276 (91 amino acids)
Source: RefSeq, a predicted model, not a curated record